CGGGCGGCGCAGACCGGAGGGGGAUUGUCGGCGCGGGCGCUCCCGCCAUGAGCAGCAGCGCGGGCCCCGCGGCGCGGCUGUGCCGCCUCCAGCGGGGGCCGGACGGCUACGGCUUCCACCUGCACGGCGAGAAGGGCAAGCCGGGCCAGUUCAUCCGGCUGGUGGAGGCGGGGUCGCCGGCCGAGCGCUCGGGGCUGCGCGCCGGGGACCGGCUGGUGGAGGUGGACGGCGAGAACGUGGAGCGGGAGAGCCACCAGCAGGUGGUGGAACGGAUCCGCGCCGCCGACGGCGCCGUCAGCCUCCUCGUCGUCGAUCCGGUGGCCGAUGAGCAGCUGCAGAAGCGGAGCGAAGCCGGGAGCGAGACCCCGACAGCCCCGGAGCCCGCGGAGCCCCCGGCGCGGGAGCCCAGCGGCAGCGGCCAGCGGGAGGAGCUGCGGCCCCGGCUCUGCCACAUGAAGAAGGGCCCCAAUGGCUACGGCUUCAACUUGCACAGUGACAGGAGCCGCCCGGGGCAGUACGUACGCGCUGUCGACCCCGACUCGCCGGCCGAGGCCGCGGGACUGGCCGCUCAGGACCGCAUCAUCGAGGUGAACGGGGUGUGCAUGGAGGGCAAGCAGCAUGCCGACGUGGUGGCAGCCAUCAAGGCAGGCGGCGACGAGACCAAGCUGCUGGUGGUGGAUGUCCUCACAGACGAGUUCUUCAAGAAGUGCAAGGUGGUGCCCUCGGAGGAGCACCUGGCAGGUCCCUUGCCAGAACCAGUUGCCAAUGGUGAUGUAGGGAAGGAAAACGGUGCGGAGCCGCAGUCCGACUCGGUGGCCGAGAGCCCGGCCAGCCCUGGGCCACUGGCCACGUCCCCUGCCUCCAACGAGACCCACAGCGAGCCGGAGGCACAGGAGGAUGACAAGCGCCAUUCAGCAUCCGACCCUGUCCUGGACCUUGACAUCCCGCUGGCGGUGGCCAAGGAGCGGGCGCACCAGAAGCGCACCAGCAAGCGGGCGCCCCAGAUGGACUGGAGCAAGAAAAACGAACUGUUCAGCAACCUGUGAGGGUCCGUGGCCCCCGCCUCGCACCCACCUCUCCCGCAUCCUCCUCCUCCUCUUCCUCCUUGCCACAGGCUCCCGGAGGGGCUGCGGGGCUGCCCCGUCCACCCUGGCCCGAGGGACGGAGCUCAAUGGCCAGCGAGUAGCCCCGCUGCAGGGUCCUGGGCGGUGAGUUUAGGGUGCUGUGGGGUUGCCCCCUCCCCUGAGCCCGUCCCGCGGGGCUCCUCCAGCCCUGCCCACCCUCAUAGGCACAAACAGGAGUUGGGGGGGAGGGAUCAUCAUUUAGGGUGGGCUGAUGCCCACCACAUCUGAUCCCUGCUGUUCCCCGAUCCUUCCUCACCCCAAACCCCAUCUUCAUUUGAGCUCCCCACCAAAAAAAAAAAUGCCCUUUAACUGCAAAACACGAGGCUUUUAGUGACUUCAAACCCCCUGCCCGCCCACUGCGAUCCCUCCCGGGGUGUCUGGUCCCUGCCUGGCAAGCUCCGUCCACGCUGACCCCGUCCCUUCACCCCCCAGCAAGGAGGGUUGGGGCUCCUGGCGUUGCGGGGACCCCCGCCCCGGGGCUCUUCAGGGAGAGGGGAGUGUGCCUGGAGCCAGUGCAGCAAGCAAUAAUCAUCCCCUCUGCUCCCGCUCACUCCGGGACACAGAGCCGAUCAGGGUUUGAUCCAACACUGUCUAAUUUAAAGGCUUCUCAAUAGACUCUUUGUUUUCCAAAGUAAGAGUUUUCCAAUCACACUGGUUUUUUUUAAGCUGUAUUUUGUGGAACUCCUUCCUGUGGAUGUUUUGUCUGUGUGUCGCGAUCGGGUGUUGUUGAGAAAUUCUGUUUACUGGAAUAAAUCUUCCUGACUUCACG
Messenger RNA from Cuculus canorus (common cuckoo), 1893 nucleotides. It is a transcript of the gene NHERF1, whose product is annotated as NHERF family PDZ scaffold protein 1. Gene Ontology annotation, biological process: protein localization to plasma membrane. Gene Ontology annotation, molecular function: protein-membrane adaptor activity; signaling receptor binding. Gene Ontology annotation, cellular component: apical plasma membrane. Bases 48 to 1046 code for a protein of 332 amino acids. NCBI's taxonomy places the organism in Eukaryota, Metazoa, Chordata, Aves, Cuculiformes, Cuculidae. The record is from RefSeq and is a predicted model, not a curated record. The transcript has 6 exons.